AUGCCAUUGGAUGCAAUGUCAUCUUCAACGCCGAUGUCGUCAACGACCACGCAAACUACGACUGUAAAAUUCGAGGACGUUGUAAAGCCUAAUGCCGUGGCGAACGAUACGGUCGUCACUUGGCAGGUUGGAGUGCAGGUCGAAGAGGAUGAAACGGAGAAACCAAAUACUGAAAGCGAGCAAACUGUUGUGACAGUUGCACCCGUGAACGCGGACUCUGCGCAAACAACAGCAGUGAUAAGGUUUGCUUUUGUACAAAUGCUUUUGCAACAACCCCUACCUUUCCUUUCUGAUGAGUUCACCUGCUUCUCUUCCCAAGCAUGAGC
This is a messenger RNA of Cylicostephanus goldi, 326 nucleotides long. Lineage: Eukaryota; Metazoa; Nematoda; Chromadorea; Rhabditida; Strongylidae. The record is from the annotation of a GenBank genome assembly.